Candidozyma haemuli is the source of this 948-nucleotide messenger RNA. RefSeq lists its product as uncharacterized. Gene Ontology annotation, cellular component: nucleolus. Lineage: Eukaryota; Fungi; Ascomycota; Pichiomycetes; Serinales; Metschnikowiaceae. The record is from RefSeq and is a predicted model, not a curated record. Gene Ontology annotation, biological process: maturation of SSU-rRNA from tricistronic rRNA transcript (SSU-rRNA, 5.8S rRNA, LSU-rRNA). Bases 1 to 948 code for a protein of 315 amino acids. The transcript has a single exon.
AUGGGUGAUGACGAGUAUAUGAAGGCGUUGGAGAUCCAACGAAGGAACUUUGAGAUGCAGUUUGGCAACCUUGAAGAUAUGGGGUUUGUGGAUAAGUCCAAGGCUGAGGCACUGAGUUCAGAGGAGGAAGUGGAGGACGAUGAGGGAGAUGAGGAUGAUGAAGUGGACGAGGAGGAGGCUUCAGAAAGUGAAGAAAAUGGGUCUCUGUCGGAGUCUGAGCUGGAAGAACUGGACUCAGAGGAGGAAGUUGCUCCUAAAGUGGUCAGGUUGGACGCUGACUCUCAUAUACCCACACAGGCAUCUAGAGAAGACAAGAAGCUCUUAAGGAGAGGCAGAGCGCCUACGCUAGCUGAACUACAGAAAAGAAAGGCAGAACAGGAGAAGCUUACGAAGAAACAGCAGGCGCAAGCUGCCAAGGAAGACUCAGAGAACUUGGAUAACGACCUUAAGCUCCAACGACUCCUCAGUGAAUCGCAUAUCUUAGCACAUAACAUGGAGCAUCUGGGAGCUGAUUUGACGAUGCAAACGAUAGACUAUGAAGCCCCUGUGGGUAACGCCAGAAGACGUAUUCUCGACCAGCGUAUACGUGCAGCUUCAGCUACCAACUCGCGUACUAAGGGUCUUCCUGAGAAGCUUGAAAAGAUGCCUAUGAAAUUAAGAAAAGGCAUUAUCAAUGCUCGUGAAAGAAGAGUCGCUGACUACGAGAAAGAGGCCCGCGAGGCUGGAAUUGUUCUUUCGAAGGUCAAGAAGGGCCAGCUUCGAGACUUGGAGCUGGGUAAAGGUGCUACCGCUUCCAGCGACCGUUUGGGUGUGGGUAAGAAACAGAAGAACCGUGUGAGAGACCGUGGAUUGAAGAUUAAUUCUAUUGGUAAGUCUACGAGAAACGGGUUGCGGAUCUCUCGGGAUGAGAUCAGUAGGAUCAAUAACGGUGGAAAGAGAAGACGGUAG